Saccostrea echinata is the source of this 1317-nucleotide messenger RNA. RefSeq names its product fibrinogen C domain-containing protein 1-B-like. The transcript is spliced from 9 exons. The record is from RefSeq and is a predicted model, not a curated record. Bases 1 to 1317 code for a protein of 438 amino acids. NCBI's taxonomy places the organism in Eukaryota, Metazoa, Mollusca, Bivalvia, Ostreida, Ostreidae.
AUGCGUUUGGCAAAGAAAGAAGAGAGAGAAACCACGGCAAAUUUCGAAAUAGAAGAACUGUUAAGCUCAAAUGGUAUUAGUUCAACAAGUUCUGAUUUAAUAACCUCAGUCGAGAAAGAAACAUUUAUCUCAAACAAUACAACUAACGGGUCACCAACACUGUCGUCUACUGUAACUCAAAUUGUUGAGAGCAGUACACUUUUAUCAGAAUGUUCCGAUUGUGUGUGCAUUGGAAACACAAACCGUAAUAGUGGUGUGUACAACAUAACUCUUGAUGGAAACUCGAACACCAUCUAUUGUGACGUUGAUCUGGGAUUUAAUUGGAUGGUUAUCUUUAGACGGACCCUAGGAAAUGUGGCAUUUAACAGAAUAUGGGAGGACUACGAAUCUGGGUUUGGAGACAUCAAUGGAGACUUCUGGAUUGGAUUAAACAAUUUGAACUACUUUACAAUGUCUGGGUGGAAGGUCAUGAGGGUCAAAAUGGAAGAUAUUGAUGGUUUCCAUGGUUACGCACAAUAUAGUACUUUCCUUGUUGGUGACACGUCAACAAACUAUAAACUUUCCGUAACGGGCUAUGGAGGAACAUCAGGGUAUGACGCAUUCAGCUAUCACAACAAUAUGAAUUUUUCCACAAAAGAUCGGGACAAUGAUAUGUCUACGAGUAAAAACUGUGCUCUUUUUCACGGCGAGCCUUGGUGGAACAAAGACUGUUCAAGAAUAAUUUUUACGAGGGAUGACUUUCAUGAACUUGGAUGGUAUAAUUGGUUCAAUGGAAGUUACAAGCCGCUGGGAAAGAUUAUCAUGAUGGUUCGGAAACCAGAGAUUGUUGAUACAACAAUUGGCGACGUUCCCUUUAACGAUGUUUGGUCGAGUUAUGAAAAUGGAUUUGGAAACAAAGAAGGGGAUCAUUGGAUAGGUUUAAAGAUUAUCAACCAUUUUACGACUUCUGGAUGGACCAGACUGAGAAUUGAGAUGGAGGAUAUCGUUGGUUACUUUGGUUAUGCUCAAUAUAGUUCCUUUGAAGUUGGCAGCGCUUCUGUUGAAUACCAACUGACAUUAUCAGGAUACUCGGGCACUGCAGGGUUUGAUGCCUUCAGCUACCACAACAAUAUGAAGUUUUCCACGAAAGAUCGCGACAACGAUUUGUCAACAAAAAACUGUGCGUCUUUUUACGGCAAUCCAUGGUGGAACCGAGACUGCUUCCGAGUCAGAUUUACACAAGACUCCUAUACUAAUCUCGGCUGGUACAACUGGUACACCGGAAAUUACAAACAGCUGACCAGAGUCACGAUGAUCAUCCGAAAACCAGUCGGAUAA